Molecule: messenger RNA, 804 nt
Organism: Lolium rigidum
Lineage: Eukaryota; Viridiplantae; Streptophyta; Magnoliopsida; Poales; Poaceae
Product: serine/threonine-protein phosphatase BSL2 homolog
Exons: 6
Coding region: 1-804 (267 amino acids)
Molecular function (GO): protein binding
Source: RefSeq, a predicted model, not a curated record
AUGGACGUGGACGCGCGGAUGGCCACGGAGUCGGACUCCGACUCCGACGCCGCCAGCGCCGCCUCCGUCACGGUGCAGGUCGGCGGCUCCGGCAGCGGGGCCGAGACCCCCUCCGUGUCCCCGCCCCCCGAGCCGGCUGGAGCUCCGGCGGCAGCGACGGCGGGGCCCAGGCCGGCCCCGGGGUACACGGUGGUGGACGCGGCCAUGGACAAGAAGGAGGACGGGCCCGGCUGCCGCUGCGGCCACACGCUCACCGCCGUGCCCGCCGUCGGGGAGGAGGGCUCCCCGGGCUACAUCGGCCAGCGUCUGAUCCUCUUCGGCGGCGCCACCGCGCUCGAGGGGAACUCCGCCACGCCGCCCUCGUCCGCCGGGAGCGCCGGGAUCCGUCUUGCUGGGGCUACUGCAGAUGUUCACUGUUAUGAUGUGUUAUCAAAUAAGUGGACCAGGCUUACUCCACUUGGAGAACCUCCUUCACCAAGAGCUGCCCAUGUAGCGACUGCUGUUGGAACCAUGGUGGUCAUUCAGGGUGGUAUAGGCCCUGCUGGUUUAUCUGCAGAGGACCUCCAUGUUCUGGAUCUUACACAACAACGUCCACGAUGGCACAGAGUGGUGGUUCAAGGGCCUGGUCCUGGUCCACGAUACGGACAUGUCAUGGCCUUGGUUGGGCAGCGGUUCUUGUUGACAAUUGGUGGAAAUGAUGGAAAGCGUCCUCUGGCAGAUGUUUGGGCCCUUGAUACUGCUGCAAAGCCAUACGAAUGGAGGAAGCUUGAACCAGAAGGCGAAGGGCCACCGCCGUGCAUGUAA